GUUGGACUAACAAACACAGAAAGUCCACGGAACCAUGGACGAUGUAUCACUCCACCAGGAGGAUUCUGGGAACGACGCAACAGCCAACCAGACGGAGGACAACAAAAACAAUCAGACAAAGAGAGAGGCUUCAGCGCAGGAGUGUGACCCACCUAAGAGAGACCACCUGGCGGAGGACACAGUGGAAGGUCAUGUGGUUAAGUCUGGGGCUAAUACGGAGAAAGCUCCGGAACAGGCAGCAGGGGCUAGCAUUGGAAAUGUAGAGGAGUCUCAGCCAGUAACCGACGCCAUUGAGGUUAAUAGUGAAGAGGCUUGUAAGGGUGAGGGAAUGUCUCAAGGUGCAGACACCGGAGAAACAGAAGACCCCAAAGUGGUGAACGGAGAGAAGAAGGGGGAGGGAGAGAAGGAGGAGGAAGAGGACAAGAAUAGAAAGGGUCAAGAGGUGGUCAAGAAUGGAGAGAUUGAGAAAGAGGAUAUGAAAGAGGACAAAAAGAAGGGGGGAGAAAAUAUUGCCAGGAAAAAGGGGAAGGGGGAAAAGAUAGGAGAGGGGAAAACAGAAGAGAAGAUAAAAGGAGAUAAAGGAAAAGACAGAAAAGGGAAGGCACCGGAGAACAAGAGCAAACCAGUAAAAGAAAAGGAAGGGGCAGGAGGAGGAAAGGUUAAAGAGAAAAGCAAGGAGGUGGAGAAGCAAGGAAAGACCAAAAGAAAGAGUGCCGUGAAUCACACCGCCUCUACCCCAUCCUCUGUGGCCCGACCCCGGAGCUCUGCCCGCUCUGCCCGGCCGUCCACUAAAAAGGACAUCAUAGCAAAGUUCCAGAAAAAUGACUCUGAGACACCGGUUGUCCGCAACUUCAAACUUCAGAGAUCAUCUAUGGCUGUGGCAAACGGGGCGUCAAUCAAACAGAAAGUGCUUUCAUGGUGUCAAAACAAAACACGCAAAUAUGAGGGUGUUUCCAUAGAGAACUUCUCAUCAUCAUGGUGUGAUGGGCUGGCGUUCUGUGCACUCAUCCAUCGCUUCUUCCCGGACGCUUUUGACUUCUCAGCGCUGAGAUCAUCUGAGAGAGAGAAGAAUUUCACCCUGGCCUUCAACACAGCAGAGACCAUGGCUGACUGCUGCCCCCUGUUGGAGGUUGGUGAUAUGAUCCUGAUGGGGAACAGCCCGGACCCUAUGUGUGUGUUCACCUAUGUCCAGGCACUCUGUCAUCACCUCUCCAAAAUAGAGAAGGAGAGGAAGGACAAGGAAGAAGAGGAGAAGAAGGGUGAAAAGAUGAAAGAUGAAGAGGUAGAAACCACUACAGAGAAGAAAGAGGAGGAGAGUGAGGAAACUGGGAAGAUAGAUGGUCAACAAGAAGGGGGGGAUGAGGGAAGGGAGAAAGAGAGUGAAGAGAGCUCAGCGGUAGAGAAAGAGCAAGAGGAAAGAGAAGUUAGAGGGUUAAUUGAAGCACAGGCUUAA
Salvelinus namaycush (lake trout) is the source of this 1453-nucleotide messenger RNA. RefSeq names its product smoothelin-like protein 1. Gene Ontology annotation, cellular component: filamentous actin; microtubule organizing center. NCBI's taxonomy places the organism in Eukaryota, Metazoa, Chordata, Actinopteri, Salmoniformes, Salmonidae. Gene Ontology annotation, biological process: actin cytoskeleton organization. Gene Ontology annotation, molecular function: protein binding. Bases 35 to 1453 code for a protein of 472 amino acids. The transcript is spliced from 6 exons. The record is from RefSeq and is a predicted model, not a curated record.